Xiphophorus hellerii (green swordtail) is the source of this 1672-nucleotide messenger RNA. RefSeq names its product adaptor related protein complex 1 subunit mu 2 (gene ap1m2). Gene Ontology annotation, cellular component: clathrin adaptor complex. Bases 191 to 1465 code for a protein of 424 amino acids. Lineage: Eukaryota; Metazoa; Chordata; Actinopteri; Cyprinodontiformes; Poeciliidae. The record is from RefSeq and is a predicted model, not a curated record. Gene Ontology annotation, biological process: intracellular protein transport; vesicle-mediated transport. The transcript has 12 exons.
GAGGUGGUUAAUGUUUCACCUGCGCGAGACCACGUCACGUUAGCUUCAGGAAAAAGCCACCGUGGAGUCUGUGAUCCCACUGGACUGAUGCUUUUCUCUGUGUUUUUUAAUGGUAAAACUGAAGUCUGACGAGCCGUACUGAACUUUACUCUGAGUUUGUUGAUACCUGUAAAGUCGUGUACCAAGCAGAAUGUCUGCCUCCGCAAUAUUUGUGUUGGAUUUGAAAGGGAAGGUGCUGAUUUGUCGUAACUACAAAGGCGAUGUGGACAUGGCAGAGAUUGACCACUUUAUGAAUUUACUCAUGCAGCAUGAAGAGGAAGGACUUCUCAGUCCUGUGUUGUCCCAUGGCAAUGUUCACUUCAUGUGGAUCAAGCACAGCAAUCUUUACCUUGUGGCCACCACCAAUAAGAACUCAAACGCCUCACUCAUUUACUCAUUUCUUUACAAAAUAGUUGAGGUGUUCACAGAAUACUUCAAAGAGCUGGAAGAAGAGAGCAUUCAGGACAAUUUUGUUGUUGUUUAUGAGCUGCUCGAUGAGCUGAUGGACUUUGGGUUCCCUCAGACUACCGACAGCAAGAUCCUGCAAGAAUACAUAACCCAGGAAGGUGCAAAGCUGGAGGUGGCGAAGAGCAAGGUCCCCACCACUGUCACCAACGCUGUUUCCUGGCGGUCGGAGGGCAUCAAAUACAAAAAGAACGAGGUUUUCAUUGACGUCAUUGAGUCCAUCAAUGUACUGGUGAAUGCCAAUGGGAGCGUAAUGAGCAGUGACAUUGUGGGGAGCAUUAAACUGAAGACCAUGCUGUCUGGAAUGCCUGAACUGCGCCUCGGCCUCAAUGAUCGCGUUCUUUUUGCGCUCACUGGACGUGACAAGGGGAAGACGGUGGUGAUGGAGGACGUGAAAUUUCAUCAGUGUGUCCGUCUCUCCCGUUUUGAAAGCGAUCGGACAAUCUCCUUCAUUCCUCCAGAUGGAGAAUCUGAACUCAUGUCAUAUCGCAUCAAUACGCAUGUGAAACCUCUGAUAUGGAUUGAGUCAGUCAUUGAGAAAUUUUCUCACAGCAGAGUUGAGAUCAUGGUUAAGGCAAAGGGACAGUUUAAAAAGCAGUCUGUGGCCAAUAAUGUGGAGGUGAGGGUCCCGGUCCCCAGUGAUGCUGAUUCACCCAAGUUCAAAACCAGCACAGGCAGUGCUAAAUAUGUACCUGAGAAGAACCUGGUGGUGUGGACCAUCAAGUCAUUCCCUGGAGGAAAGGAGUUUCUUAUGAGAGCUCACUUUGGUUUGCCCAGUGUAGAGAAUGAUGAAGCAGAAGGGAAACCACCUAUUACAGUCAAAUUUGAAAUCCCCUAUUUCACAGUCUCUGGCAUUCAGGUUCGGUAUAUGAAGAUUAUUGAAAAAAGCGGGUACCAGGCUUUACCCUGGGUGCGCUACAUCACACAGAGUGGAGAUUACCAGCUGAGGACUAACGUGUAAAGGCUGAGGGAUGCUCCAUUGUAUAUUCUUCAUGACUUUCCGAGGAACAAAAAGAUCACUUUUAACAGCACUGGAGGAAAAAAAAAACAAACAUGUUUUAAAAUAUCACCUGCUUUAAUGUUAAUUUUCUUGUUUUAAGAAGUUUUUAUCAAAUGUGUUUACUCAGAAUUUUAUGUGCAUUCAUACAUUAAAAUUAUUUAAAGCAUA